Diorhabda carinulata is the source of this 8136-nucleotide messenger RNA. Its product is annotated as paxillin. Lineage: Eukaryota; Metazoa; Arthropoda; Insecta; Coleoptera; Chrysomelidae. The coding region runs from base 368 to 2014 and encodes 548 amino acids. The transcript has 9 exons. The record is from RefSeq and is a predicted model, not a curated record.
AUUUUAGUUUUGUAUCUCGCUGUGCACCUGUUAUUAUUUUCAAAGUAUAGUAAAAAAUUAGUGUUUUCGUAUUGUGUAUGUGAGUGCAGUGAUGUUAUUUGUUUUUAAAUUUGGCGAAGUGGAGUGGAAGAAAAUCCGCAUUGAACUAUUUUUAGUCGGUGUCAGUAUCUGUCUUGCCAAAAACUAGAACAUAGGUUAGUCAUAACCGGGAUCUUCCAUCAGUUCCAUUUAAUUAGUUUGCAUUAAUACAAAAAAUUCUGAUUUUCGUGUUAUUUUCGGUGUUUUGCAAGAGAAUAAAAACAACGAGAUACCGUCCGGAAUUGAAAGUGUGAAGUGAGUACAUUUAACCAGUGAAAGAAGCGUUAACAUGAGUACAAAAUUGCGCGUGCGUACUCCGUCGCCCAAAACUGUCACUUUCGAUCCUUCGCCUCCUACGACUUUGGAGAGGAAACCGAGAAAAUUAAUAUUCAAAAAUUAUGCUGAAUGGGAACAGUAUCUUUAUGCCCUACUUGCCGAUCUUCAGAAUACAGUUUCUGGUUCGGGUGUAACAAAUUAUUCUGGGUACUCACAAAGAAAUAUACGUUAUUCUCCAGAUAGAGAUGAUCAUACAACAAAAACAGAAACAUAUUCAUUAAAAUCAGCAGGAACUUACGGUAAAGUUCCACCGAAUUCCGGCAAUAGAAGUCCAAGUUACGGCUUAACCGGGAGCGGUGCUCACAGUUCAGGUUCGUCAACAAUGGAAAAAAGACCAUUCAAUAACAACUUAGAUGAAUUAGAUUCUUUGCUACAGGAUUUAAGUAAUAGCCGACAUAAUGGGACGGAAAAUAUGAAUGGCAGCCAUUACAAUGGGUCUAUGCGUGAUUCUGGAGCUCGCAGUCCUUCAAAUUAUUCUAGACCAUCCAGUGCCCAAAGUACUUUGAACAGACCAUCUGUUGAUAGUUUAUUGGAAGAAUUAAAUUCUGGAGACGUUAUUUACGCUGGUCCUAAGAAAGUUGUUAUAACAGUGAAAGAAACCAAAACUGAAACGGGUUACCCUGGUGAAACUGAAUUACUUUCUUCUCAUGUAACUCAUACUGCAGCAUCUACAGCAACUAGGGAACUUGAUGAUUUAAUGGCUAGUUUGUCAAAUAUUAAGGUGAACCAGGGACCUCAGCAUUCUACGGUCUCCGAAUCGCAGUACGCUCGUCCUAUUAAGGCUACUCAAACCCAGAGUGCCCCUCCACCACCAAGGGAGAAUUUGGAUUCUAUGCUAGGAAAUCUCCAAGCAGACAUGAGUCGUCAAGGAGUCAACACUAGCCAAAAGGGAUGCUGCAACGCCUGCGAUAAACCCAUCGUUGGACAAGUCAUCACCGCCUUGGGUAAAACAUGGCAUCCAGAGCAUUUCACUUGUGCUCAUUGUAAUCAAGAACUAGGUACUAGAAACUUCUUCGAAAGAGAAGCAAAACCCUAUUGCGAACCCGACUAUCACAAUUUAUUCAGCCCCAGAUGUGCCUACUGUAACGGACCUAUCUUAGAUAAAUGCGUUACAGCUCUGGAAAAAACUUGGCAUAUGGACCACUUCUUUUGUGCUCAAUGUGGCAAACAAUUCGGAGAAGAAGGCUUCCACGAACGUGAGGGGAAACCCUAUUGUCGUGAUGACUAUUUCGAUAUGUUUGCUCCGAAAUGUGGAGCUUGCAAUCGCGCUAUUAUGGAAAAUUAUAUCUCAGCUUUAAACGCCCAAUGGCAUCCUGAUUGUUUCGUAUGUAGAGACUGCAGACAACCUUUCAUUGGGGGCUCUUUCUUCGAUCACGAGGGUCAGCCGUAUUGUGAGACGCACUACCAUCUUAAAAGAGGUUCGCUGUGUGCUGGAUGCCACAAACCUAUUUCAGGUCGAUGUGUUACAGCCAUGUUUAAAAAAUUCCAUCCGGAACAUUUUGUAUGCGCUUUUUGUCUCAAACAAUUGAAUAAGGGCACAUUUAAAGAACAAAAUGAUAAACCAUAUUGCCAUACAUGUUUUGAAAAAUUGUUUGGUUAGAAAGUCUAUUUUUGUAUAUUUGUAAAGGAAGUUAUUCCAAUAUAUUUUCAAUAUUUUUAUAACAACAUCAUAUAAUUGAUAAGUGAAUUGUAAUAUGUGGUAACUUUAGCAAAUCACAAAUUAGCUUAAAUCGGUCUUUUCUGUAGCAAUAUUUUUUUUAUCUAAUAUUUCUGUAGUCUCUCAACAUGUACUAGCUAUCUAAUUGUGUAUCCCAUAAUAACCAUACCCAUUCCAGGCUCCUUCAAUUCUUUAUUAGUUCUUCUCCAUCCAUCCCUUCUUCCCCUUUCUGUCUACCAACUCUCUUGUUCUUCUGCAUAUUUUGGCUUUCAGCUCUAACUCUUCUACUUUUGUUUUUUAUAUUAAUAUCCAAAUAUUCAUAGAUAUAUAAAAUUUCAAACCCUCUCGAAGUCAUAUUAUUUGUCUCUGUUAUUUUAUAAAGGAUAAUGAUCCUGUAUUUUCUUCAUUUCAAAACCUUGUGUCAUUUUUUUAAGUAGACAUUUUAACUUGUUAUAAAAUAUUAAUACAUUAUAGUUUUAGUAUAUUUUAAAUGUGAAUAUAUUGGGGUAAUUUUUUUCAUAUAUUGACGGUUUCAUUGGUUUAAAUACAUUCUAAUCAAUUAAUAGGGGUCUAAAGGAAAUUUUAUAAAAUAAUUGCUGAACAAAUUCAAAUAAUCUUCAAUAUUCUUGUUUUUAAUGUAGAUUUUAAUUCUAUCAUUUUUUUCGUUGAAUGAAGAGUAAUAUCAAGAAAAGAAAUUAUCAGCAUAUUAUUAAAAUAUAAAUAUUAUUCACAGUAAUACAACAUAAAGGAAUAAUUAUUAUUUUUGCUGCUUUUUUAAUAUUUGUAUAUCUUUAUUUAUUAUAAUAUUAAACUAUUUGUUGAAAUUCUGGUAUUUAUUUCUUGCUCUUAAUCAGCAAUCAAUUUAAAACAGUCAAAAUUGAAAUAAUACCCACAUUUAUUCCAAUUCUAUUGUAAUUUGUUUAAUUUAUUUACAAUUUUAUUCUUUUGAUUAUAUUGACUGUUCUCAUACACUAAUCAUUUCCAUUUUCCCAAAAUCAUUAAUUAACAAAAAAUUAGAAAAAUAUUAAUUGGAUGAAUAUUAAUACCUUACAAUUGUUUUAUUCUGAUUUAUUUCGUCAUAAUCCUGAAAGUACAAUUCCUUGAAGUUUUAAAUAAUAAAAUUUUUUGUUUUUGUAUUUUUGUUCAUAAACACGAAAGCAGUAAAAGUUGUCGUUAAAUGUGAAUUUGGAUAGAAAAAUUAAAACAUGUAUUAAUGAGUUUUAUCAAUUUACUACAGUGCCAUAAGAUCUGUACAUAUCUUGAAAGGUCUCUUUAGAAAAAUACCUUCAUAUUUAUAUUUCUCAACCAUUGACUAUCAACACUGUUAUAUUUUCCCAACUCUUCUUUCAUCAUUUUUGACUCUUGAACCUACUAUAUUAACUAGGACUCAAGAUUUUGUUUCAUUUUUUACUUUUUAGUAUACAUUUAUAAAGUGGUUAUUUCAAAAUAUAUUAUUUGCUGAUAAUUUCCUAUUCCUAAUGUUUACACUAUGUAUCAUAAGAUCCUCAUAUUGUGAUUUUUAAAAUCAUUCUAUAAAUAUCAAAUAUAAGCAAAAAUAAGAAUUAAUAACAACUUUGAAAACGUUUGCAUCUUCUCAUAAAAUCAUUUUGAUUAUUUUCAAUGUAUUGCAUUGCAGAUAACUUUAAUGUCAAUAGUAAUUUCUAAAUAUUGAUAUUUUUAUAAAUGUUCUAUAUAUGGUUUCAGUGACAAUUUGCUUAUGUUUUUCAUCAUAAAUUUAUUGAAUAUUUCAUAUAAUGAUCAAUGUGAUUAUUUUCCUAUAUUGAACAUGUUAUUAAAUAGCCAUUGUCCUGGGAAUAUAUAUUUUACUUAUCUAGUUCGAAAGAAAAACGAAAUUGAAAUUUUACGAUACGACCUACUAAUGAUAAUAAAAAGUGUGUCCAAAUUAACAUUCUUAUUAAAGUAUUGCAAUGUUACUUAUUUUAUGUAUAUUUUGGAUAAUAACAAUGCUAGUAAAAUUUGUGAACAUAUAAAAAAAUACAUUAUUUUGUUUGAAAUAUUUAUAAUUCAUAUACAUUUGUAACGAAGCUAAAGAGUAAUAACGUUAUUUUUAUCAAUUCCUGGUGUAUAGGAAAUCUCAGUAUAUUCGCUUAUUACAAAGUAUUAAUUUUUACCUAUAGCUUUCUCACUCUAAAAUCAAUACUUUGUAGGACUGAAAAUUCACUGUAAUAGCUAUAGAGAAGAUUUUUAUCGAAAUAAUCAUAUGAUUUCCUUGAUACUCAUCAGAAGCCAAUUCAUAUAUUACUACCGUGAUGGAAAAAAUAUUCAGUGUUGAAUCUUUCCCAUUAGGUGUUUAAUACUUUUUGACAUUAGAUGAUACUUCUCUUUUUAAUAGUAGAAUCCAUCCUAGAUUAAUGUUAAUUACUCUUUUUGUUGAAGUUUUAAAAGCUAACUUGUAUUUUUAACAUUAAGAUGGUUUUAUUCUGAAACACAAUUGGUAAGCAUAGAGAGUUUACCCAACUUAACGUCAUUUUAUUAUUUAUAAUGCUUAAGCUACUAACAUUGUUUUUCCCCUAGAUUCAUAGUGUUAUUUCAAAAUAUAUUUGUCUUCUUUAUUACCUAUAAACGAAAUUAAUUUCUUGUAGCAUUAACGUAGGUACUUACUAAUAGUUGUUUUUCAUAUUUUAUUAUAUUACUGAACAAUUAAUUAAUUCAGAAAUACUUUUAUUCUUAACAAUUGAUCAUUUUAUAAAAAUGAUUAUCUGUAAUUGCUUGAUUCAAACAACAUUUUUGGGCGAGUUAUUUUCCAAGUAUCUCAUUUAUUGCUUGUUUCUAUAUUAAAUAAUGCUAAAACUUGUUAGCAUAAAUAUUUUUAAUAUAAAGGUGAGUUUAGUAUGACCACAGAUUUCAAUUAUGGAUUUCAAAUCAUCAAGUUCUGUUGAGAGAUGAAUAUUUCUCUUUAUAACAUUCAAUUAUGUAGCACAUGAUUGAGAUAUAUUUUAUUGUGUCGUAUAUUAACAGUUGAGAAGCUCCAAUGCGUCUCUGAUGAUAAUGGUUUGCCAAGUUGCAUAGUGGAGGCUUCAUACAGAAGGGUAGUAAAUAGAAAUGAAAAAUAUUUAUUUCGACGUGUGAGGUGUUGAGAGAUGUUGAGUGCGCCCUAAAAAAUUUGCCAUUCAAAAGACGGUCGAUUCAGAAGUUCAUAACAAAAUUUUUUAGAAUGCACAAUGCAAACACAAAAUUUCAAGAACCGAAUAUAAAAAAUCAAAGUAUGAGAUAUUCUUUUGACAAAAAAAUUGAAUCAAAUUGUCAGAAAUGCUUUUUGAUUUUAAUCAUUAUCUUCAAGUAUGUGUAAGUGUUAAAUAUAAAAGAAAGAUCGAGGGAGUAAAGGGGCGUGGAAUGUGAAUACAUACUUCAUUGCAUCUAUACAUACUAAACUUUGUCAAUGAAAUGGAAUCGCACAUUUAGUCGUGAUUCUCAUACAUCCCUACGAUAUGCUUAAAUUGCCAGAUGAUUGGAAUUGAUACUUAAUUGAUGCUCUCUAGUAGUUAAAUGGCUUUUGGGAAACUAUGGCCUAUCACCUGAGUGCGAAUCGUAACCCAGAUCGAGAUUUUGAUCGCAAUAUUGCUUUCAAUUUUCGGUGGAAAUUUCAAAUAUACAUGAUCUACACAAACUUUUGAUUUCUAUUACUUUUUCCGUGGAUCAAUUUCUCCAUGAUAUUUAUUCAGCUGCAUGAUAAUAUAUUCUAGAUGUUUAAUAAUUGAUUUUGAACGAAUUAUAUAUAUUUUGCACCAAAGUUUAAUACCCAUAAUAUAUUUUUAUGUUGAAAAGUCUAUAAGUAUAAAAGCCGUAAGCCUUAGUCCUCUUGAUGAUAUUUUAGUGACUGCCUACAUGUACGAUUCUUUAGAAAAUAUUUAUACAUAGUAGGGGAAGCCCAUGCAAGACGAAUAUGUUAAGGCAAAGGAUAAAAAAGCACUAAAAUUUCUGAUCAAUAAUAGUCUUUUUAUUUUUAAUUUGUUCUUUGGUAAAUUAUCUUUGGAAAUUACAAAUAAAAACUUUGGAACUUGAACAAUGCUUACAUAAAUUUUUGAUUACAAAAAACUGUCUAUUAUCCGUUUUGCCCGAUCCCCCAGGGUAAAACGGAUACACCUCCAUGGCAAAAAGGAUAAGUAAUGCAAUUGGUGUUUUAGUCUUCACCCUCAUCGCAGUAUCUGAUCCGACAUAACAAGUACAGUUCUCUUGAGCCCAUCUCUUGCAUUGGUUGCACUCUAUCCAAUCUUUGGUAGGCGGUUCAGUAUAUACUUCUGAUCACACUAAACAGAAGUAAGACUUUUAGGUUGUUGUAUGUUUAGUUUUGCUGAGACCUACUAACUCUGCUUUUUUAACCUUCCUUUUUUUAAAAUAUUCACCACUGAUUUUUGCCUUUUGUGUUUUCGAUUUGUUAUUGGAGCAGCCUUGGUCGGUAUUGGGUCUGAUAUGUAACGUUCUAAGGCUUUGUUUCUCUAAUAGAAAUGGAAUGUUUUCAGAUGUUGAAUUAGCUGAUUUAAUAUUUUGAUCACAUUGAGGCACAGGUGUAGUAGAACUCUUGGAUUCUUUUUCCAUAAGAAUUUCGGAUGUACUUAUAAGUUAAAGCGUUGACGUUGAUGAUCUAGCUAUGGGAUAGUCAUUUGAAUUAGUUAAUGGAUCAUUUAAACAGUGAGUCUCUACAUUUGUUGUUGGAGCGUCAGUCAUUGUAGAUAAAAAUGCAAUACUAGAAACAGCCAUUGUUGACAAACCAUCGGUAGUGUUCGAUAUUGUGACAUUUACAGGGUGGUCAGUUACUGUGACAGAGUAUCACUUAUAUUACUAAAUACAUUUGGAUUAUAAGGCUAACUUCCUGGUUUAAAAAAUGUACUUGUUGAAUUCUAGGCUGAAGCACUUUUUAUGUAAGCUCCAACAAAUAGUUUUGCUACGUGAUACUGAUUCAGAUUCUUCCUGGGUGACUUUUUGAAACGUAUUCAAGUCUUGCUGAAAAUCCUUUUUUUAACGGUCCGUAGAAAGCCACGUCUAAUGGUAGCAUGUAGUGUGUGGUGCAAAUGAUAAAAAUAUAGUGUUAUUUUUUGACACAAACUCUAAAGCUGGAUAGAACUUGUGCGAUUUAUGUGUAUCAAGCAAGAAAAGAACUUUUCUGUUCACACUUGGGCGAAUUUUUUCCUCAAAAAAUUGCAACCAGCUUAAAAAAGCUUCCCCAUGGAUCUAGCCGUUAUCUGUGACGGUAGCUUGAGACCCUUCGUUUUCGAGCGAAAAUAAGAAGGUGGUAUAAAUGUACCUGCUGCAUUACAGCAGCAUAUAACAUUAGUUAGCUGACCCCUUUCCAUACUACUUAUGACGCCGACUUAUCUCUUUUCUUUCAUAGACAGGACCUGUAUACCAGUUUGAUCGAGUAUUCCUCUUACUAUGCAUCUUACCUGAGCUUUCCCCUAGAAGGACUCAACAACUUCCCGCUUUUUCUCCUUUUAUAGGAGUACUGCAGCACUAAAUAAAAUGUGUGUUAAGGAAGAAGGAAGAAGAAUGCAUGAAAUUUAAUUAAGGAAAUAAAUUAUAUCAGAUAACGAUAUUUCUUUAGAAACUAUUUCAAAUUUCGAAAUUAAUAUAAUAAAUUUUAUAAUUUACUGUGACAUUCAUUGACGAUCGGCUUUCUGAAUUUUAUAGUCAGUUAUUCUACGAUUGCUUUAAAUAUUUCAAAGUCAUUUCCAGCAAAUAUUUUCAUAAUUUAAAGAAAUAGCAAAACAUACUUAUCAACAUCUGUAAAACGAAAUGUACUGUUAUUUAAUAAUGUAAUACUCGUCAAAUUUGAAUCUGGUACUUUCACAGUUAAUACUACUUAAUUUUUUCUUUAAUUUUUUCUGCAAAAAUGGAAGUAUAAUUCUAUGUUUGAUAAAAAUGAUGAAUCUGCUUAAAAUGUAUUUUAGAAACCGCAGAUUUGUUAUUACAUUUUGAAAAUAAUUUGUUAUUAAUUAAAUACUUUAUAAUAGAUUGACAAUUUUUUCUAACUCGUAUUUUUAAGAAUGUAGCCAUUUUAAAUGCUUACUUAUCAUGAUAUGGGCGAGUAAAAAUUAUGAAUUGAAUAA